AUGGUUUUAUCUAGCCUUAGGAAUAAAGCUACACCUCCCAAUAUCGACUUUUAUCCUCCCCCUGAGCGAUUCUGUACUCCUUUCUAUCUUUUCUUCCUCUUCUUCCUCUUCUUCCUCUUCUUCCUCUUCUUCCUCUUCUUCCUCUUCUUCCUCUUCUUCCUCUUCUUCCUCUUCUUCCUCUUCUUCCUCUUCUUCCUCUUCUUCCUCUUCUUCCUCUUCUUCCUCUUCUUCCUCUUCUUCCUCUUCUUCUUCUUCUUCACUUCUUCACUUCUUCAUCCUUCCUCUCUUCUGCUACAUUUUGGUCUUGAGGUUCAAAGCCCCCACGAUCAUUAUGGAUCGUCUGCAGCAAUGCUUAGAUGUAACACAUCUUGUUUUCGAAAUGACCCCAAAGACCUACCAACUAUCUGCUGUGUGUCCAGCUUCUGCAAUGCGGUUUCUUCCCGUUUCCUCUACCGAUCUGUCGCUUUAGGAUCUGAAGCCGCCCUCAGUGAAGUGCGUGACAUUCAGCUCUCCAUUGCUGCCGAUCGUGGUAAUCGCGAGUGUGUCCUCUCUGCAAACUUCCGCCGCGCGGUUUCUCUCUCUCAACUCGGUGACCUAGGCGACGCCGCUUUUCUGUUCACAGAACUGGCGCAGUCAAUCAAGAAUGAGCAGGUCUGGAUAAUGGCUGGAAAUGGGGCUUCGCAACAGGUGUAUGCCAACCUCAACUACUGCUCAAAUGUCUGCUGGAAUUUGAAGCAAACCCCAACAGAGAACUUGUCAGGGGACUGA
Messenger RNA from Penicillium salamii, 768 nucleotides. The record is from the annotation of a GenBank genome assembly. NCBI's taxonomy places the organism in Eukaryota, Fungi, Ascomycota, Eurotiomycetes, Eurotiales, Aspergillaceae.